AUGGGCAAGGAAAAUCAGACAUGGGUGAGUGAAUUCUUGUUGCUGGGGUUGUCAAGUGACUGGGGGACUCAGGUCUCCUUGUUUGUACUGUUCCUGGCCAUGUACUUGCUGACUGUCCUGGGGAACGUACUCAUCAUCCUCCUCAUCACGCUGGACAGCAAGCUCCAUACACCCAUGUACUUCUUCCUCAGCAUCCUGUCAUUUGUCGACAUCUGCUACACCAACAGCACUGUCCCCCAGAUGCUCGUCCACUUUCUGUCAGCCAGGAAGUCCAUCCCGUUUCACAGUUGUGUGAUGCAGCUGUAUAUCUCUCUAGCAAUGGGCAGCACAGAGUUCUUCCUGCUAGGUGCCAUGGCCUAUGACCGCUACGUGGCAGUGUGCUACCCUCUGCACUACAUGGUCAUCAUGCAUGGAGGGCUGUGCCUGGGGCUGGCUUCUGCCUGUCUGAGUGCUGGUCUCACAAAUUCACUAAUGCAGACACUCAUGAUCUUCCACUUACCCUUCUGUCGUAAGGUCAUCAAUCAUUUCGCCUGUGAGAUGUUGGCUGUGCUGAGGCUGAGUUGUGUGGACAUCUCCCUCAACAAGGUCAUGGUAGCCAUCUCAGGAUUUCUGGUGAUCAUGCUUCCUUGUAUUCUGGUGCUGUUUUCCUAUGCUCACAUUGUUGCUGCCAUUCUACGCAUUCGCUCUUCCCAAGGACGACGCAAAGCCUUUGGGACCUGUGCCUCCCAUCUCACAGUGGUUUCUAUGUGUUUUGGAACAGCCAUCUUUACAUACAUGAGGCCUGUGGGCAGAUCCUCAGCAGGACAGGAGAAGAUGGUUGCUCUCUUCUAUGCUGUUGUGACUCCAAUGCUCAAUCCACUCAUCUACAGCUUGAGGAACAAUGAUGUGAUUGGGGCUUUGAAAAGAACUUUGGAGAAACUUAAGGAAAAAAAUAGACAAAAAUAA
This is a messenger RNA of Mus caroli (Ryukyu mouse), 945 nucleotides long. Its product is annotated as olfactory receptor-like protein OLF3. Gene Ontology annotation, molecular function: olfactory receptor activity; G protein-coupled receptor activity. The record is from RefSeq and is a predicted model, not a curated record. Gene Ontology annotation, cellular component: membrane. Gene Ontology annotation, biological process: G protein-coupled receptor signaling pathway. NCBI's taxonomy places the organism in Eukaryota, Metazoa, Chordata, Mammalia, Rodentia, Muridae.